GCAGCGAUUGGAACGAGUUGGAAAGGUGGGUGAGCUCGGCGUCGAGUUGGGUUUUUAGUUCCUGGAGGCGGGGGACGGGGAGGGAUGUGAUUUCGACUGCGAGGUAGAAUUAGCACAUUGCGCGAUGAUCUGAUACUUGAAUACCAUUACUUUGACCAGGCUGUGCACCUUGAGCUUGAGCCAUUUUGGUAACGCGUGGGCUGGUGCUGAGCUUCUUGGUGUUUGUGACGAUGUAAACUUUACAAGGGGCAGGUUUUGGCGGGGCGGGUGCUUGCUGCUCGUGUGGGGUACGAUAACGUGAGAGCGUGUCAAGCUCCCGAAUGAGCUACAUCCGUACAAUCCUUCACACCACAGUCUGAACUUCCAUGCCGAAGCCGGCCCCUGUCGUUCCUCGCCAUUGGAGCAGAAGGCCGGAUUUACGACCAACAAACUAUGCGCGCUUCCGGAUCCUGACGAAGACGGAAUACCUGGACAAGAAGAAGGAGCUCAGCAUACCUAAAUUCGACUCCGAUCAGCCCGCGCUCUUCAAAGAAGCCUUCCAGGAUAUACCUGCAAUCGGGAAGUGGUUUAAGAAGGAUGCCUUCCUGGACGUACCUUUGAAAAACAGGUUGGAUAAACAUAAGCCCAACACAUUCGGAUAUCCGCAAGAGCUGAACACAGCGUACCUCGAGCAGUACGGCGAUGCGAUCGUGCCAUUGGAGCUGACGCGCUCAUCUCCCGAAAACACCCUCGGAAAUGAAGCCUUUGAGCGCUUCGAGGCCCCUCUGGCUCUCCUAUUACAACACAUGAGUGCUGCGGAGGCGCAAGAAACGAGUUUGUACCUCGCGCAACACUCGCUAGCCGAUCUUCCAGCGCCGCUGCAAAAAGACCUACCUACGCCAUCGACAUUCCUAUCCCACCUCAACGCCCGCGGCGAUAUCUACGCAUCGAGUCUCUGGAUGGGCAGACCACCUACGCGCACCCCAUUACAUCGCGACCCGAACCCGAACCUCUUCGUACAACUGGCAGGCAAGAAAACGAUCAGGAUGAUGGCGCCUGAGGUGGGUCGUAUGGUGUUCGAGACUGUAAGGCAGCAGAUACAGGGGCCUGGUGGAGAUGCGAAAAUGAGGGGAGAGGAGAUGAUGCAAGGUGCGGAGAUGGAGGCUAUGGAAACGGCGGUUUGGAAUAAGGAUGAAGGUCGAGGUAUGGCUAGUGCGACGGGCUGGGAAACAACUUUGAGGAGUGGAGAUGCGCUGUAUAUCCCUAAUGGAUGGUGGCAUGCUGUUAGGGGUAUAGGAAAAGGCGCAAAUGCUUCGGCCAACUGGUGGUUCCGCUGAAUGAACUAUCAACGAAUCGCACGCCUUUCGA
Alternaria rosae is the source of this 1347-nucleotide messenger RNA. RefSeq names its product cupin-like domain-containing protein. The record is from RefSeq and is a predicted model, not a curated record. NCBI's taxonomy places the organism in Eukaryota, Fungi, Ascomycota, Dothideomycetes, Pleosporales, Pleosporaceae. Gene Ontology annotation, molecular function: 2-oxoglutarate-dependent dioxygenase activity. The transcript has 2 exons. Bases 366 to 1316 code for a protein of 316 amino acids.